AUGGAUCUCACGACUCUGAUCGACAAGCUGAACGUGAGCAGUGCCGCCUCGGCCCACGACCAGGCGUACUCGUUCGCGUGCCAGGCCGAAAAAUAUGACCCCAAGGACCUCAACAUCCAGCGACACAAGCUGGUGGCUCUGAUCCAUCUGGAAAAGUUUGACGAGGCCGAGCAGGUUCUCCAGGACAAGGGAACCACUGGCCUGGAAUUUGAGGCCGCCUACAUCUACUAUCGCCAGGGCAAGCACGCUGAGCUCGCCAAGGUGCUGGAGACGGCCCAGAAGGAUACACGGCUGAUCCACAUUGCUGCGCAGGCUGCGUACAAGGAGGAGGACUUUGACCGAGCCUACGAGCUCACACAGGAGCUGCUGGGCACCGGAAUAGACGAGCUGGAUCUGCUUGUCAAUGAGUCCGCCAUCGUUGCCCAACAGGCGCUGCACAGACAGGGAGUGUUCCCCCUGACCAUGACAUCCACAGCCAAGUCGUCACACGACUUCCUCUUCAACCGGGCCAUCGCCGAGCUCAGUGAGGGCCGGUAUGACUCAGCGCUCGAUCUACUGUCGCAGGCCCAGGUCGCGUGCUCCGAGGCAGACAUGCCCGCGGAGGAGAUUGACACCGUCAAGAUCCAGGCUGCAUACAUUCACCAACUCAAGGGCGACACUGCUGAGGCCAAGCGAAUCCUAGACUCUGUUGCCGAGUCCGGCUCGCAUCUCAGUGGUCUGACCGAUCUCGUUGCCGCCAACAAUGCCGUCACGCUGUCUCCCGAUAUCACUUUCAACCCCAACGUGGCUCUGCGAAAGCUGCAAGACCACGGCCUGGGUCUGUCUUCCACCGCCAAGGGCCCCACUGCCCCCAACGGACCCGCCAUCCAGGCCCAGCGAAAGGUGUUUGCCCUCAACCGGCUGAUUCUAGAGGGAUCAGCUGGCAAGGACACUUCUAAGCUGGCUAAGAAGCUCACCCGAACCUACCCUGGUCUCGUGUCUGCCCAGGUGGUUGCUGCUACCAACGGAAACAGCGAUCUCGAGGACCUCAUAGAAACUCUGCGAAAGCGGGACCCCAAGUGCACCAACAUUGGCUCUGUUCUUGCCAUUGCACAGGCCUACGUUCUGACGGGUCGUCUGCAGGCAGCCUACGACGCUCUGACCACCUACAUCAACUCCCUACCCGAAAACCUGGCUCCCUACCCUGGUCUGAUUGCAGCUACGUCGUCCAUCGCGCGUCUCAUGGGUAAGAAAAAGCUGGCUCUCAAGCUCAUCGAGAAGGCCAACACCCAAUGGCAGAAGAACAGCGCCCCCUACUCUGCCUCCCUGGCAUACGCUCUGUCGCUGCUCGAGAGCAAUAAGCCCUCCAACCAGAAGAAGGCCAAGAACCUGCUACUCAAGCUGGUGGAGAAGAAGCCCCGAGACGAGAUUCCCCGAAUCGCUCUGUCUGGAGCUCUGGGCACCCAGGAGGUUCUUACCCGAGAGAUUCCUGAUCUCAUUUCUGGUGUCGAUGUAGACAACCUCGAGGAGGUCGGCGUCAUUAUCCCCCAGUCUAAGAAGCGAUCUGCCGAGGUGUCUACUAAGACUUCCAAGAAGCGAAAGACCAAGAUUCCUGCCAACGCCGACCCUGCCGUGACCCCCGACCCUGAGCGAUGGCUCGCCAAGCGAGACAGAUCCACCUACAAGCCCAAGAAGGUCAAGGGAAAGAAGGUGCAGAACACUCAGGGAGGAGCUGUGGACGACUCGCUGGAGCUGGGAAGCAACACUGCCGAGAAGACCACUGUGGUCAAAUCCAAGGCCAAGGGCAAGAAGAAGAAGGGAAAGAAAUAA
This is a messenger RNA of Yarrowia lipolytica CLIB122, 1809 nucleotides long. RefSeq lists its product as uncharacterized. NCBI's taxonomy places the organism in Eukaryota, Fungi, Ascomycota, Dipodascomycetes, Dipodascales. Gene Ontology annotation, cellular component: signal recognition particle, endoplasmic reticulum targeting. Gene Ontology annotation, biological process: SRP-dependent cotranslational protein targeting to membrane. The record is from RefSeq and is a predicted model, not a curated record. Gene Ontology annotation, molecular function: 7S RNA binding; ribosome binding; protein binding.